AUGACUCGAUCCGUCAAGCCGCCCCUAUCGAACUCGGAUGCCGGUCUGGGCGGACUGUUGACCCAUCUGCCGGACUAUGGGGUUGUGAUUUGCAAGACUUGUCGAUUUGCUAUCCAGCCUAGUGCUUUUUCUAGUCAUCUCCAAAACCAUCAUAUCUUACGCUCCAAGCGUCGUGAUAUACUAGAUCAGCUGCGUUCGCUGCGCUUAACGCCGCCUGAGCGCGUCGGCGUUCCAGCCUCAGACUCGCGACCCGUUCCGAACUUGCCGAUUCUCUCCGGCUUCAAGUGUGAUGCCGCCGAAUGCAGUUAUGCCUGCACAUCCGUCAAACGCAUGUGUCAACACUGGAGUGAUAUCCACGGCGAGCCUAACUCAAAGGCCAUAAGAUACCGUGGCGCGAGAUUGCAGACAUUCUUCAGGGGAAACAAAAUCCGCUAUUUCGAGGUCGAGGGGCCGAAACACUUGCAAUGCUGGACCCAGAAAGAAAGUCAAUUGGCCUUCAAGAAAAUCAACUCAUUGUCGCCAAGUGACUUAGUGGACAGGGUCCCGGAAGAUAUCCAAGCACCACUCUUAGAUCACCGGUCUCUCCUGUAUAUGCAUCAUUACACGCGGCAUUCAGGUUUGUUUCUUAACAGGGGUAAUGAGAGCACGGAAUUCUGGGUAGACACAAUCGUCCUCGAAGCUGAAAAGCACCCGUUUCUGAUGUACAGCCUGCUAUGCAUUUCGGCCAUCGAAAAGGCACGUAAGACUCCCAACACUGACGAGAGACGCAAUCACUUGCAGGCGUCUGCCUCUUAUUGCGCCGGCGCAAUAUCAGGAUACCGCACUGCUGUGUCAUCACCAACAAGAGAAAAUAGUAAUGCGAUCGUAGCAUGCAGUCGACUUCUUGGUCAACAAGAGGCAGUACGCGACCUAAUCAGAUUUCAAGAUAAUGGUAAUCAUCACUUCACAAUAGAUGACAUUAUCGAACACCUCGUGCUACUUCGGGGUUGUACCGACUUGAUGAUACAACUGCAAUCUACCCUGCCACCAGACUCACUCUUUCGUCUUCCUGAUAAGGUCAGAAUUGGGCUAAGGGCAAUUGAGGAACAUGAUACCAACACCAUGCUUUCGAAUCCAGGCUUCAUUCCCGCUGAUACUUGGCUGGUUCUCAAUAUGCUCGAAGCUAGAUUGAAGGCUGCCGGACUGCUGCCAGCGAGUGAGGCUCCUAUGAUAAGACGUGCUAUAAACUUGCUCGCCUAUGCGACAGCACAGGCGUAUGGCGCUCAAGACGACGAGGUCGGCUGGGCAGGCUGGAAUGCCGUUGAAGGCUGGCUUCGCUCGCCUCUUAUUUCCGAGGAGCUCCUCCCCGCCAUGAGGGGGCUCCGUCCCUCUGCACUCAUUGUGUUCAUCUCUUGGGUAAUGAUCCUACUCACAAGAAUAGAAGGGACAUAUGACUGGAUGGCAGGCUUGUCUGCGUGGUUUGUACGAGUUGCAGUCCGAGUUGCAGAUAAUACACAAAUGGAAACUCUGGCGAAGCAGCUGUACCAGUUCGAUUGA
Xylaria bambusicola is the source of this 1536-nucleotide messenger RNA. RefSeq lists its product as uncharacterized. NCBI's taxonomy places the organism in Eukaryota, Fungi, Ascomycota, Sordariomycetes, Xylariales, Xylariaceae. The record is from RefSeq and is a predicted model, not a curated record. Gene Ontology annotation, molecular function: DNA-binding transcription activator activity, RNA polymerase II-specific. The transcript has a single exon. Gene Ontology annotation, biological process: regulation of transcription by RNA polymerase II. The coding region runs from base 1 to 1536 and encodes 511 amino acids.